This is a messenger RNA of Anoplopoma fimbria (sablefish), 4421 nucleotides long. RefSeq names its product coiled-coil domain containing 30 (gene ccdc30). NCBI's taxonomy places the organism in Eukaryota, Metazoa, Chordata, Actinopteri, Perciformes, Anoplopomatidae. The record is from RefSeq and is a predicted model, not a curated record.
CUCCGCCACGCCUGUCCUCGGUGCUUGGCUUUCUGGUCCCCUUCACGCCGCCUUUUGAAAGGGGAACUCGAGGACGAGAGAGUUGUCAUGGAUGAAUGGCAGCAACAAUGGGAGGGAUGAAGCUGGAAGAUUUGCUGUUUUUUUUGCUGCAUCAUAUCAAACUGACAUGUGUUCUAUGGGAUACCAUGUAGGAUAAUUAGUUUUUUGGGGGGAUCAGAACUUCCACUUUUGAGGAAAAAGUUCAUCAUUCACGGAUGCUGCUUCAUCAAAGUUAAUGUCUGACCAUGGAUCAUGAAGAGGUGAGGACAGAGCUGGACCAGAUUUCUAUGCGGCUUCAGGAGGAUGGCUUGCCUCCAGGGGCCAGUGUGGAGGAGCAGCAGCGCCACCUGUGGCAGCAGCUGCUUGCAAGGGAGGCAAAGCUUCAGUCAGCCACUCAGGAGCUGCAGACCUUACGUACCCAGCAGGCCAGUGAAAUGAAGGAGGUGGAAAGCUAUGUUGCACAUAUUCGAGGGCUGCUUGAAGAGCGAGAGUGUCUCACUUCAGACUAUGAAAGAGACAAUGAACACUUGCGACAAGAGCUUCACCAGAUCAGACAACAUCAAGAGAGUCAAAGCAAGGAGCUGGCGGAGAUGUUGGCCCAGGAGGACCUCGGGGAGAUGGGCUUGAGCAGCCCUAGUGAGCAGGUGGCUUACUUGCUUGUGGAGAGGGCCACACUCCUGGAGAGGCUGGAGGCUGCUGAGAGGAGACUUGAAAAUCAGAGCCUCACUGUCAACUUUAGGGAAGUCCACCACCAGGAACAUAUUCGCCACACGAUGGGGGAGGAGCUAAGGCAGCAGAGGGAGGAUAUGCAAAAAACCAUAGAUAACCUGACGAAGUGUUCAUCCCAGAGUCCAUGGAAGAAGCUCUUUGGGCUGCGCAGGUCUGGUCAGAGCAAACACAAUAUUACCCCUGCCCAUGGUGAGCAGAUUUCCCAGGAGCAAAAUGAGCGCCAGCGACUGGAGCGGGACCUUGAAGAGGCGUCUAGGAGGCUGGCAAUGGCUCAUCAGGAUAUUCGCAGACUCACCAACGAGCUGGAUGCUGCCAAAAACAACAACCUAGACCCAAGUGGAUCUGAGCUUCAAGGAACGGUCCAAGAAGUAGAGAACCUGAGGAAGGAAGUGGACAAACUGAAACACUGUGAUAUGGUGAAGCUGCAGCGAGCCAAAGAGCACAAUGACACACUAGACGUUGAGAACAGAGCUCUGAGGGAGAGAGUUCGCACUUUAGAGUCUGAAAAGAAAAAACUCCUCGACCAGGUGACAAUAAAUGAUGCAGACCAAGGUGUUGUGACCAAAGAUGAUCAAAAGGACAAAUGCAUAAGCAGUGAACCACAAAACCAUCUGUCUGGCUCUUCAAUCCAAGACAAGGAUUACAUUCACAAACGGUGUCAGGAGGCGUUCUUUAAGAAUGUAGAAGACGGAUAAAUCUUCAUCAUUCUUGUACAGAUGAGGGAGCUGCAACGGCAACUCCAGAGGCUACGCAAGGAACAGGAAGAGCUGGAGGAGAGGAACGAGGAGCUGGAGGCUCUGCUGGGGGAGGCCCAGAAUGCCAGCAAGGGGGAGAGGCAUCGCCACGAGGGAGAACUAGAGGGACUACACAGGAGGAUCAAAGGCCUGGAGGCAGAGUUGAAGAAGCUGGAUGUCCAUGAAAAAAUGUUGAUGAACGGUGAUGAGGUCAAAACCACUGAGUCCUACUUACAGCUGCACCUAAGGGACAGCAGCCAGGAGAGACUGGCUCUUCUAGAGGCUCGUCUGACUGAGGAGAAAGACUGGAGGAAACAGCUGGAGGUCGACCUCAGUGCUGCCCAGGCCGCCCUCAAAAAAGACAAGGAGGCUUUGCAGAUAGGUGAGCGAGAGCUGAAGAAGCUGAGACUUGAGGUCAAAAGCCUUCAGACAGAAUGCCAACAAGGAAAAACACUCAUCAAGAGCCUAACCCAAGUCAAGGGGGAAAAAGCAGUUCUGGAGGAAAAGGUGGCCCAGAUGGAGCGUGCCCACAGACGGCUCGAGAGCGAGUUGGAACGCUACAAGGACAGUAACCGAACCCAGGAGGAGAAGAGAGAAUACAGGCUUCAGGUUGACCAGCUGCAGCAGCAGGCUGACCGGCUAACUGCUGAACUCAGCAGCCUCCAGACGACACACAAUGCCUUGAGGGAUGAGAUGGUUUCUGAGCAGCUGCAGACUGCCGAGCUCCAGGCCAAGCUGAGCUCAAGUGUCCAGGAGAAGCUGAAAGCCGAAGGGCAAAGAGAGAGACUACAGGUUGAGAUGCAGCGCCUCAAAGAGCAGCUCAAGUGGCAUCAAGAGCAACUCUCCUCAACAAAGGAAGCACUUACUAGAAGCCAGAGGCCUGAACAUCACACAGCUCAUAUAGAAUCUAGGUUAAGUCCAGUGGAGAGGACUAAGGAGGAGUGCUUGGAUCAGCUUUCAUGUGUGAAGCAGGAGCUGAAUCAUCUGCAGACCAAGCUAGGGGAGGAGCGUCAGCUGGCCUCUCAGCACCAACUGGCCAUGCAAGCUCAGGUCAAUGAAGCCCAGGCACGCAUCAAGUCCCAGGACUCGGUGCUCAGCCAGAAGGCCGAGGAAGCUAAACAGAUGAAGCAGGACCUGCAGAGGGCCCAGAGCCUAUUCACCUCAGCAGAGAGAGAGCUGCGCUACGAGAAGGAGAAAAACAUGGACCUGAAGAGACAUAACACCCUGCUGGAUCAGGAAAAACUCAAACUUUGUGCAGAGUUGAAACAGGUCCAGACCAAGCUGGUACAGGUGGAGCAGAGCGUCAACACCCAGGCUGCUGACUGUGAACGUCAACAGCAGAAAAUCAGGGAACUGGAGUUGGAACUGGCACGCAACUCCACAAACCGCAGCACCACUAACAGUCUGCAGGAGGACCUGCAGGCCGAGAGGGCUCGGCUCAUUGCUGCUGACAAGAAGGUUUUGGAGCUGCAGCUGCAGCUUAAGAGUGCCCAGCAUCAGCUGCGUGUGGAGGAAGCCCGGGCGGGAGAGAGCAGCCGCAUGGAGAGAGACAGCAGGGAUCUGUCUGACACCUUGUCGGCUCUGAAAGCCCAACAGCAGGAAGAGCACAUCACCAGGAAGCUAUUAGAGCAGCGUGAGGAGGAGCUGCAGCAGCAGGUGCGCUCCCUAAGGCUGAAAGAGGCCUCCAUGAACAGGACAAAUGCAGAGCUCAGCCACCGUGCCCAGCAGCUGGACACCCGUCUGGCCAUCCUGGAGGCGGAGCUUAGCAAGGCCAGAGAGGAGUCAAGAGACAGCCAGAAGUCAAGCCACAGACUGCAGGAAGACUUGAUGGCCAGUCAGCAGGAGUGUGACAGACUGCAGGGGGAGCUGCAGCAAUUUUUACUCCAACUGGACACAUACGUCAGAAAGUACAAUGAAAAGCAGAGUCAGCACAAGGCCAAACUGCGUCAGGCCAAGCAGGUCUUUCUCAAGGAGACUGCCCAGAGGGAUCGCAUCAUCCAGAAACUGGAGAACGACCUGGUGAUGGCUUCCAGCCUCUCACACAAGGAGAAGGACAGGAUCCAUACAGUGACGGAAGAAAAUGAGAAGCUCUUGGGGGAGAAGAGGGAACUUUUGCGGAAAAUAAGCGAGGCAGAGGAAAUGGGCAGCAAAGGAAUGAGGACAGCCUCCACUGUCCAACACAGGGUCAACGUCUUAGAAGUGGAAAACAGACAACUUCAGGAUCGAACCCUGAAGCUCUCCAACCAAGUCAGUUCCUUAGAGCGUGCCUUGAGGAACGUCCAAUCAUUCUACAACCUGGAGAAUGCCAAGAAAGUGCUCCCCUCUGAAAGUCGCUGUGAUGGCUUCCUGCAUACAUCUACACUGAGUUUGACGUCAGGUUCGUGUGACCCACUCGACAUCCUUGAUGCAAUCUGCCGUGCGAAGGUGUCGGAGCGCGUUGUGGUGGAUGGCACUCAAGCGUCUGUCUCCACACACCAACAAUCAGAGCAGGGCUACCUGAAUCUCACCUCACCAUUAGUUCUUCCAGACUCCAAAGGAACAGAGGGGAGCUCUUAUAGCAGUGACCAGGUAUGAGCGGUGGUGGGUUUCGGCGAACUUGUUGCCUGUGUUUUCAACAGCGAGCUACCAACGAGGACAUGUGCUAGGAGUCAAUGUCUCGGGUUGUACGAAAGCAAUCCUCCACUUCCACUGGAGACAGAAGUCAGAAUAAAGGAGUGAAAAUACCUAGAAUAAUAAAUAAUCCUUGUCAUGAGGCAGUAAUAAUGAAAUGAGAGCUUCCACUGCAGUUCUGCUCAGGGUGAUGUCUUUUUUGUUUUGCAAAGCAGGUUGUUGUCUGGCUUGCCAGGACAAAUUUUUGAUCCAGAUACAGAAUUAACAUUUGGUGGACUUUGUUUAAAAAAAAAAAAAAAAAAAAAAAAA